UCCCUCCCCGUCCCUCUAUAAGGCGGCUCCGCCGUUCGGUCCCCGCCGCGAUGCAGCCGCUCGUCGACCCCGAGACCCCCCCGCUGCCUCCCUGCCCGUGCCGGUGUCCGUCCCGGUGUCCGUCCCGGUGCCGGUACCGGUACCGGAGCCGGUGUCGUCGCCUCCUCGUCCCGGUUCUCGCCGCUCUCGGAGCCGCCGCUCUCGGAGCCGCCGUCGCCGCGACGGUCACCGUCGUCCUGGGGGUGAGCCCCGGGGGGACCCCGCCGCAGGCUGCUACGGCCGCCCACGUGCUGCUGAGUGCUGGCUCCUUGGUGGUGCCACCAGGACUUGGUUGGCGCUAUGAGGAAGGCAUCAACGGCGUCUUCCUCAGCAGUGACGUACAGAUGACAGACGGGAAGCUGCAGGUGACAGCGGGUGGCCUCUACCUCUUCUACGGCCAAUUUGCCGUCACCUGCACGGCACCUACCUGUCCCCCCGGCACCAUCACCCUCCAGCUCCAGCGUGAUGUUCCACGUGAUGUUCCACGUGAUGUUCCACGGCCCUCAUUGCUCACCGUGCCGUUGGAGCUACCCGGCAACACGGGAUCCUGUCUGGCACGUUCUGGUUUGGCCCAAGCCAUCGGGCAGCUCCAACGUGGGGAUGUCCUCCACCUGGAGCUGAAGAGGAAUAUAUCUGGGGACGGGUGGCAGCUGGCACAGAAAGAGCGGGAAAGCAAUUUUGUAGGGCUGCUGCGUAUCGCCGGGGGGUGA
This is a messenger RNA of Aquila chrysaetos chrysaetos, 749 nucleotides long. RefSeq lists its product as uncharacterized. Gene Ontology annotation, biological process: immune response. Gene Ontology annotation, molecular function: tumor necrosis factor receptor binding. The transcript is spliced from 3 exons. Lineage: Eukaryota; Metazoa; Chordata; Aves; Accipitriformes; Accipitridae. The record is from RefSeq and is a predicted model, not a curated record. The coding region runs from base 51 to 749 and encodes 232 amino acids. Gene Ontology annotation, cellular component: membrane.